GUAAGAUAUAUAGGUCAUACAAGAAGAAUUCUGUACUAGCAUCAUGUAUAUAUGCAAUAUUAAUAAUAGAACUCAAAAAGGAGUAUAAUCUCAUCCCUAACCGAUAUCAUCAUAUUAUUGAGCUUCCUUCCUGCUCAGUGCUAACCAACCAUAGAAAAACAGAAGCUACUCAUCGAUCAAGCAAACUGGAGUGGAAAUGCGUCUAUCAUUUGCAUCUUCGAGCCUGCUUAUCUUACCUCUUCUACUUGUCUUAUUGAUUGCAGAAGUAAAUAGUGCGAGGAAGAUCACUAUUGGAAACGGGGAUGAAGAACAUCUACUGCUACCAACCCAUGAUCAUGAUCACUCAUCAUCAUCUUCAAACAAGAAUCAUAUGGACCCCUCCCUAAAUGUUUUCUUCAACCCAGUAGAUCUCAGGCUAGGAAAAACAAUGCCCAUAUAUUUUUCCAAAAGAGGCCCUUCUGUUUCUCCCAAGUUGCUUUCUAAACAAGAAGCUGAUUCCAUACCUUUCUCAACCUCAAACCUUCCAUACCUUCUUGAGUUCUUCUCAUUUCUCCAGGACUCCCCCCAAGCCAAAGCCAUAGAAUACACACUAACGCAGUGUGACCUUGAACCCAUCAAAGGAGAGUCCAGGUUCUGUGGCACCUCCCUAGAAUCCAUGGUUGAUUUUGCAACUGCCCUAUUUGGAUCAGGCACCCAACUAAAGGUCCUGACCACCUCCCCUCUCUCAAACACAGCCCCUCUUCUACAGAACUACACCGUUUUGGAAACACCAAAUGAGAUCCAUGCUCCCAGAAUGAUUGGCUGCCACACCAUGCCUUACCCUUACGCAGUUUUCUACUGCCAUAGCCAAGAAAGCGAGAACAAGCUGUUCCAGGUUUGGCUGGGCGGGGAGAACGGAGAGAGGAUUCAUGCUGCUGCUGUAUGCCACAUGGAUACUUCUCAGUGGGACAGCAGCCAUGUGGCGUUCCAAGUGCUUGGGGCUGAGCCUGGAACCUCUCCUGUCUGCCAUUUCUUUCCUUCAGAUAAUCUAGUCUGGGUGCCAUCAUUGCCAGCUUAAAUAGCAGUUUGAUUAGAUUAUUGGAUUUGUGUGAAUUUGUGAAUUAUGUAUAUAUAUCACGAUUUACAGGUGCCAUGAAUGUUGAAUAUCGGAUUAUAGAUAUCAGAGAAGAUUUUGCUUAGUUAUUUUGAACAUAUAUAUGCAUCGUUUUACAGUUUUACGCGAUUGUGUUUAUAUAUAUGCGUAAUAACGUUUCUAUAUGGACAUUAUUGGUUUGUGGCUUAAAUUAACGAGUCCAUCAAUUAUUUUUUGUUGGAAGCUCAUAUAAUUAAUUAACCUAAUUCUAUUAGGUUUUCGGUUUUGUGUCUUGCACUGUAAAUUUAUGUUUUAUUCACCAAUUAAGUUGUAGGAGACAAAAGAGCCGUAAUUUAGGGAUAUUGGGAAGUAACCGCAAUUUAGGGUUCCAUAGAAGUUGUUUUUCUAUUUGAUGUUUCUCUGUUAUGAGUGUAUUUUUGGUGUGUGAUCAGGUUUUUGGAUUUGA
Fragaria vesca subsp. vesca is the source of this 1538-nucleotide messenger RNA. Its product is annotated as BURP domain-containing protein 3-like. Bases 197 to 1057 code for a protein of 286 amino acids. The record is from RefSeq and is a predicted model, not a curated record. Lineage: Eukaryota; Viridiplantae; Streptophyta; Magnoliopsida; Rosales; Rosaceae. The transcript has 2 exons.